Messenger RNA from Cladocopium goreaui, 3034 nucleotides. The record is from the annotation of a GenBank genome assembly. Lineage: Eukaryota; Dinophyceae; Suessiales; Symbiodiniaceae.
GUUCGUCAACCUACGGCCAGAUAUGCCUCAAGCCAGAACAUCUCUUUCGCAGACUCUGGCAGCAACCACUUUGGGUCUUGGCCCCGAGCCGUUGAAGGGCGGCUCCAGCAAGCGCAUCAACUAUAUGCUGACCUCAACAGACACACCAGCAUCGAGAUCACAAUCAGACGAUGCUGAAUCCAGCCGUCAGGAUGUAUUGCACUAUCGGCGGCAGAGUAGUCUGGACGAGAAGAAAAGGCAGCAGAGGCAGUCGCAAAGAGAGCUGAGCAGACUAUCCGAGCUGGAGGAGCUGGAGUGGCAGCGGCAGCAGCAAAGACAGGAACAGCAGAACCGAGCUGAUUUGCACCGAGAACGCACUCAACAGGAGGGCCAGCAACUGCGGGUGAAGGAGCGGGAGAUCCAGCAGAUUCACAAGCUUUUGCGAGCAUCAUCCAUGAGAACCUCUACGUAUUCGACGUCCGAGAAAGCUGAUUCGAGCUUGAAGCGGGAAUCGACAGCAGACUUGUCGGAGCCGAUUACUUCUCAGCAGAUGAAGUUGCAGGACAUCGUGGCGCGGUCACCUAGCAAGAGCCAGAGGGUUGGCUGGCAAUCAAAGCCGUGCUUCUCAAUGCUGAGCAUGUCACCAGAUGAUGACCAUGAUGAAGCACCGAGCCCUCCGCGAGCUCCGCAAGAGGAUGUCCUGUCUGCAGCUGAUGAGCCUGAAGAAUCCCCUGAACCUUCAGAGCAAUCGGUGGGCAGCGCUAGAAUAAGUGAUGCUCCGAGAGAUGAUGAGGCUACGCUUGAGAUGGCUAUUCGCCCAGAAGAUUCACAGACAGAAGCUAGCCCAAGGUUGCCCAGCAACAAGGAUGUGCAGUCCAACUCGGUGAGCUCCUCGAAGCGUCAAAGCCAAGCCGGCGAUGAAUGUUGGUAUCCCUCGGAAUUGGCAGCUAUGGUCAUCACAAAUCCAGAUGCCCAAAUGGAGGACAUGGGUGCUCCGAAAUCAAGACAUUCUGUACGGCAAUCUCAGUUGAACCCUUCCAGCGGCACAGAAGUGGGGGAGCAAAAUCGUGGGAGCGCAGUCACAGAGGUUGAAACAGAGAGCGCCUUGCCGCUAUCACUCAGUGGUAGGACUGUGGCCCAAGCAGAAAGCACAUCAAGCAGGACGUCUUCACAGCUACAGGCGCGCGAAUCAAGCAGAAGAGCCUCACAGCUACAAGCAGUGCCCUACGAAGCGGGGGGUGCAAGUGUCUACUUGAAAGAAAGCAUGGGCCAGUUUCUCUACUCCCGAUCUUCACAGAAUCCGGAGUUCGCUGAUGCCACCUUGCAAGGAGCGCAGAUCAAGCAGAAGAAGCGGAAUCAAGCAGAAGGGCCUCACAGCUACAAGCAGUGCCUCAUGCAGCUGAGGAGCACAGAUCAAACAGAAGAGCCUCAGAGCUACAAGCAGUUCCCUUUGACCCGAGGGAGCGCAGAUCAAGCAGAAGAGGCUCACAGCUACAAGCAGUGCCGUAUGAAGCAAGGGAAGCGGAAUCAAGCAGAAGGGCCUCACAGCUACAAGCAGUGCCUCAUGCAGCUGAGGAGCACAGAUCAAACAGAAGAGCCUCAGAGCUACAAGCAGUUCCCUUUGACCCGAGGGAGCGCAGAUCAAGCAGAAGAGCCUCACAGCUACAAGCAGUGCCGUAUGAAGCGAGGGAAGCGGAAUCAAGCAGAAGGGCCUCACAGCUACAAGCAGUGCCUCAUGCAGCUGAGGAGCACAGAUCAAACAGAAGAGCCUCAGAGCUACAAGCAGUUCCCUUUGACCCGAGGGAGCGCAGAUCAAGCAGAAGAGCCUCACAGCUACAAGCAGUGCCGUAUGAAGCGAGGGAAGCGGAAUCAAGCAGAAGGGCCUCACAGCUACAAGCAGUGCCUCAUGCAGCUGAGGAGCACAGAUCAAACAGAAGAGCCUCAGAGCUACAAGCAGUUCCCUUUGACCCGAGGGAGGUCCUCACAGCUACAAGCAGUGCCCUACGAAGCGGGGGGAGAUGGCUCCACCAGGAGGGCUUCGCAGACGCCAUCAGUGUCUUUUGAACAAGGGGAAAACGUGUGGGAAGCAAGGCAUCGCACUGAACACACAGAAAACAGAAGCUCCUCGAAAGCAGCUGAAAAAGAGACAAGCAGAAAAAGGGCUGGAAGAAAAACAUUGGACAGCUGUGCAGUGCUCGGCGCUUCCCCAGAAGAUGACCUCACCACAAUUCGAACGCAGUAUAGGCGCGUUGCUCUUUCGCACCACCCUGACAAAGGAGGUAGCAAGCAAGCUUUUGUCCGGCUACAAGGUGCCAAAGACUACAUGCUCGCUCGAAAUGCUGUGGAACACUCGGAGGAAGAGGUCCUUAAAAAGCACACAUCUUCCUUCCGGCACGCUGCUUCUAUGCAGUUCGCCGCUGGGUCGUCUGAUAGUGAAGAGCAAGAUCGAAGCGAAGGCAUGCUUGAGCUCACUGGCCGUCCCGUGCGAAGCUCCGUUGACCUAACCAGGCUGGAGAAGCAACUUCCAAUGCCUUCAAUGGAUGAGCUGCAGGCAGCGAAGCCACCGAGACACCUCAGCAUUCCGGAGGAGGAUCCAAGUGACGAGUCCGACUGCCAGAAAGUCAUGGCCCGCACCAUGUCCACAGAAUGCCCCCCCUCACGGCGACAGACAAGGAGCUCCAUCGAUUCUCAAGACUUGAACUUUGCCAUGGACGACGAGCGAUUUGACACCUGGGCACCACAGGUAGCUUCGAGCGAAGGAGAUAUGGUGCUUUCUCAGACUCCAAGGCGUGGGUCUGUGGUGUCUGCAGACGGCUCGCUGGAGGCUAUGAGAAGUGCUGGAAGCCAGCUGGGAGAAGUUGCACUGACUCGCAAGGCACUGGAGCAAGACGUGCGAACCCUGCUGCGUGAGAUGGACCACCACUGCGAGGCUAUUACUGAGACCUACCGGCAGCUUGCAUCACUGAACGGAAAAAUUGGGGAUGCUUUCUUGGACCUGCGGUAUGCCUGGGCGCCAUUGCAUUGUGAGAAGGCCAAUGUCGAUGGCGUAGCCUGA